Molecule: messenger RNA, 4728 nt
Organism: Chironomus riparius
Lineage: Eukaryota; Metazoa; Arthropoda; Insecta; Diptera; Chironomidae
Source: the annotation of a GenBank genome assembly
CAUAGAUGUUGAUUAGGAUAUUGAAUGGAGUAAGACAUUUUAGUAGAUCAUUGUGUAGUUACGAUAAAAUGAAGUAUCUUUGUGUCGCUGAGAAAAAUGAUGCAGCCAAGACGAUAUCCAGUAUUUUGUCGAAUGGACAUUCCAAUAGAAGAGAAGGAUAUUCGCAGUUCAACAAAAUUUACGAGUUUGAAAUGAAUGUUCGAGGACAAAACAGCAAGAUUGUCUUUACUUCCGUUUCCGGACACUUGUUGAAUCGUGAAUUUACAGGCAUGCAUCGAAAAUGGCUCAGCUGUAAUCCAGAAGAACUGUUUCAUGCACAAAUCUUGAAAUAUUGCCCAGAAAGGUACGAAAAGAUCAAACAGACAAUAGAAAGGGAAGUAAGGACAUCCAAUGGACUUAUUAUCUGGACUGAUUGUGAUAGAGAAGGAGAGAAUAUUGGAUAUGAGAUUAUAGAAGUUUGUCGAGCUAUUAAACCCGGAAUUCAAGUUUAUAGAGCUAAAUUCUCAGACAUGACAGCACCAUCUUUAAGACGAGCAAUGACUAAUCUAGCUGCUCCAGAUGAACGAAUCAGUCAGGCUGUAGAAGUUCGUUCUGAAUUAGAUCUUCGAAUUGGUGCUGCUUUUACACGAUUCCAAACACUUCGCCUUAAAAAUUUAUUUCCACAAAAUAUCAGUCAGGAUGAUUUAGUGUCUUAUGGAUCAUGUCAAAUUCCAACACUUGGAUUUGUUGUUGAACGUUAUAAUGAGAUAGAAGCAUUCAUUUCGUCUAAUUUCUGGAAAAUUAAAUUAACACAUCGAAUGAAUAACUUGACUGUUGAGUACAAUUGGGCUCGAAAUCGACUAUUUGAUAAGCAAUGCUGUGAAGCGAUUUUGAUGUUGUGUAAAGCUGAGAAUCUCGCAAUAAUUACGAAUGUAAAUCAAAAGCCAAAAUCUAAAUGGCGUCCCCAAGCAAUGGAUACAGUUGAACUCGAAAAGACAGGUUCAAGAAAGUUGAGAAUCACUGCUAAGGAAAUCAUGACAAUAGCUGAGAAGUUGUAUACUCAAGGAUUUAUAAGCUAUCCAAGAACUGAAACAAAUAAAUUCUCACCAGAUUUAAAAUUAAGACCAUUAGUUGAGAUGCAGACAGCACAUCCAGAUUGGGGAGAAUUUGCAAAUCGUGUACUGGAAUGGGGACCAAAUCCACGAAAUGGAAAUAAAUCUGAUCAAGCGCAUCCUCCAAUUCAUCCAACAAAGUUCACAAAUUCACUCGCUGGAAAUGAAAAGAGAGUUUAUGAGCUUAUUGUGCGGCAUUUCUUAGCUUGUGUCAGCCGUGAUGCUGUUGGAUCUGAGACAAUUGUAAAUGCGACGGUGGGUGACGAAGAAUUUAAUGCAACAGGUCUUGUAAUUCUCGAAAGGAACUACCUCGAUGUUUAUAUCUAUGAGAAAUGGACAGGAAGAGAAAUUCACCGAUAUGAAAUAGGAAAUACUUUUGUGCCAACUGUUUUGGAUCUUCAUGAAGGAAAAACAUCACCGCCUUCACUUUUAACCGAGGCAGAUUUGAUUGCUUUGAUGGAAAAGCAUGGAAUUGGAACUGACGCAACUCAUGCUGAGCAUAUUUCAACAAUUAAAGAUCGUGGAUAUAUCGGAGAGGUGGAUCGUGGGCUAGUUCCAGGCAUUUUGGGUAUGGGCUUAGUUGAAGGAUACAAAUUAAUGAACCUGACACUUUCGCAACCGGAACUUCGAGCUGGUUUGGAAGUAGAUUUAAAAGCAAUUUGUGAAGGUCGAAAAAAUCCAAAUGACGUGCUUCAGGAACAGAUUGAGAUUUACAAGAACUGUUAUCAAACAAUAACGAGAGAAGUAGCGCAUCUUGAUAGAGCUGUUGGAAAUAGAUUUGGUGUACAGCCUGACAAUAAUGCACAACCUCUUCGAAUCACAUCCAUUCAUAAAAUAUGCAAAUGUCCAAAAUGUCAAACAGAAUCGAUUAUUAUAAGACGAAAGAAGGACAACACAGGUUCAUUUCUUUCAUGUCAAGGAUAUCCAACAUGUAAACAUGCGAUUUGGCUCAAAAUAAACGUCAAGGAUGUGACAAGUUUAGACGAAAAAUGUACAAAUUGCAAUAACGACAAUCAUAAACUUAAAAUUAAAUUUUCUCAGCCUUACAUGCUCUCGCAAGUGGAAGAAGUGCCUGCAUAUUCACGAGUUGAGAAUGGACACUACAUAACUUGUAUAUACUGUGACUCAAAAGCUAGAGAAGUUCUGCAAAUUAAGACAGAAGAUGUUAAAGUUUUAGGUAAUGUAGUCAGUGCUUCAACUCGUCCAGUAGUUCAAAGAAAUCCAGUAAUUAAUAGUAAUCCUCCUCGAAACAACAACCCAGCAUUAAACAAUAAUCCUGUUCGUCCUCAAAGCAAUAAUAGAAAUUUCGGUACGAAUUCUAAUAAUUCGAAUGACAAUCGACGAGGUUGGCCUGACAACAGUCGUUCCUCAGGAUCAAACAAUAACUCAAACAAUAAUAAUCAGCAAAGCUUUGCAAACUUAUUUCCAAACUUCACAAAUAACCAGAACAAUAAUAAUAGCCAAAGUCAGAGACGAAACUGGUUCAAUAAUGACGGUGAUGGAAGUUCGGAUGACAGACGAAGAGACAAGGACAAAUUGAACGCUUUACCGAACGUAUUGUGUGGAUGUAAUGCAGCAGCACUUAAAUUAAUUGUUAGAAAAGACGGACCAAACAAGUCACGACCAUUUUAUAAAUGUAAUGGCGAUAAAUGUAAAUUCUUUCAAUGGGGUGAUGUGCCACUUCCAACAACUGUACAAACAAUGCAGGCUGGGGGAUCAGGUGGAGGCAAUGAGAGAGGACCAAAAAAAUGUGGAAUUUGUCGACAGGCAGGACAUAACAGAAAGAAUUGUCCAAGUAUUAAUCGAUGAACGUUAACAGACAAAUUUUAAUUUUUACCGGUCACAAAAAAGGAAGCAGCAGUAAUUAAGAACUGUAUCAUACGUAUCACUAUUAUUGUUUUUAUUAUAAGAUAGUAAGUAUAAUAAAAAUGGCGUUCAAGAACAUCAUGAUUAAUUUACAAAAUGAAUAUAAAAUAUAACUUUAUUUAAACAACAUUAAGCAUUUUAAUUUGUCCUUAGCUGAUAAUCACCAUUUUGCGUAAUAUAUCUGACCCAGGGAAGUGCCUGAUAGCCGCUCUUUUCGAUAAUUUUAAGAUAUCUCACUUGAAUUCCUGAGACUGUAAAGUAUGGAAUCUCAAAUCGAACCUGAAUCGGUGGCUUUCCUUCAGCAUCUUCAGCUUGGACGGAUGGCAAUUGGAAUUGAGCACGCAUUAAGUAUUCUUUACCACCAGCGAAUGACUUGAUAUUCCAAAUAACUGCAUUUUGUUCGGGAUUAUAUUUUACACUUCCAAUCGUUGUCUUGAAUUUUGGUGAAUCAGCAUCCAUUGGAACUGGAAUGAUAACUUCGACAUUAUUGGCAGUCGAACGUCUUUUGAACUGUGAUUUUGCCUUAAUCAUGUAUUCAACACGACUAUGUGCGUGUCUCUCAAUGACUGACUCAAUCCAAAUUAAAGGCUUGAUUUGAUUACUGUUGCGAUAGGUCAUUAACUCAAACUCUGCGUCGGGCGGUAUAAAGCUUAUAGUCCUGUCAUUUUCGAAACGAGAUAAGCGAACACAUUGAUGGAACUUUACAUCUUCUAGCUCGAUAGAUUUUGACUUGCCACGACCAGUGCUUUCAAAUAAUACUUUAUCGUUAAGACCGAGACGUAACUCAGGCAUUCCUGAUAAGUAGACGCGCAUUUUAAUCGUUCCUUCAAUUUCACUUCUUAAAACAGUUCCAUUUUGAUUUGCUAAUAAAUUAACACUCUCAAUUACAUCUAAAAAUACUUCAUUUUUGCGGUAUUUAAUUCCUUCGGAUCUCCAUGAAACGGCAUUUGUUACAGCCAUUGGAAUUCGUACCUGAACUUCCAACUUAUAUCCUUCUUGUGUGAUAUAUUCUUGGAGAAUUUUACUAUCCGUUGUUUGCGGAUAUCCAAAGUCAAUCAAUUCAUCGAGAAGCUCAUAAACGAUGACAAAAUUAUCUCUGAUUGAUUCUUCUUCCAGUUCCUUAAAGUACUCGGUGAACACCUCAACAAUCUUAUGCAACAUAGUGAAUAUAAGUGCAAUGUUAGCAUUUCUUUUGGUUGUUGACACAAUGUAUAGAUUAUUGGUCUUGAUAUAAGCGAAAUUGCAUUCCUGUGUCUGCAAAAUUGGUCCAAGUGUGCCUUCUUCCUCUACAAUGAAAGAUCCAGAUUAGAGAUCUAGUAUGGGUGUGUUAAAAUCUUGUAUUUCAUUAAUUAAUCAUUAUUAAAGGAUUUAUUUGAUCACAGUAGCCUUUAAAAUUACGUGUUCUACCCAUUUAGCAUUGAGAUAUCCUUGUAAUUAUGGAUUAUUCAAGUUAAAUUAUCGAUAUUUACCUUUAUCCAUUAAAAGUGGCAUAAACUUAUCAAUGACCUGUGAAUCAAGCUCCCCUCGAUAGUUCCGCGAUAUGAGAACCUUUCCCUUUAAAUCUAAUAUAAAUAUUUGACUGAACAUCUUGGAUUAUUAAUUUUUUUAACAAAUAGAAAAAGAUAUUUUUUUUGAUGAUGACAAGAAAUGAGUCGGUUAGUGUGACAAUGCAGCAGCUCCAAUGUUCCUCUUGAUUAUAGCUUGUUUUAGGUAGCUGGAAGCUUGAAUCGAAUGACAUGCAGCUGUAUAUACUAUAUUAUUAUGAUUUGGA